AUGUCGACAACAAGUCUUGACAAGAGCGAAGGCAUACCAGACAUAAUUCGACAAUAUACUAUCGCAAACUCAAAAAAUCGGCACGUUCACCACGUAUUUGAGCCCAGCUCAUCGAUUGCAUUAUACACAAUCCACACCGGAAACAUAAAGACGAAGAACCACAAAUACAACUUAACCAUACACUCCGGAUGUUCCGAACAGGACCCAAUCGUCGGAGCAGCUCGACUCUCGAUGAUUACCAACACCAUCAAACUAACAUUCGGCGACCCAGAAACUAAGUGCCCAAGAUGGGAAGACAUGGAGAGGAAACUCUGGGUGGGAAAGAACCAAUACAUGCUCUGCAUAGACCUUCCCACCGGCGAAAGACGUCUAUUCGAAUGGAGGAUGACUCACGACGUCCACGAUAUUCCUCAAAGUCCAUUUGCGUUCGUGAGAAAGGUGGAUGCCUUCACCUACAAGAUCGACCAUCGGCAUCUUAAGCUUGUUGAUCUGGAAUCUGGUGGUAUUGUUGCGAGGUUCAUGCAUUGUCCGCUAACUUGGCCGGGGAAGAUGGGGGAUGUGGAGAUUUUGUGUGAUCUUGGAGGCCGGAAGUGGGAUGAGAUUGUGAUUCUUAGUUCUCUUGCUAUACAGGCUGCUCAGUAG
This is a messenger RNA of Mollisia scopiformis, 642 nucleotides long. RefSeq lists its product as uncharacterized. NCBI's taxonomy places the organism in Eukaryota, Fungi, Ascomycota, Leotiomycetes, Helotiales, Mollisiaceae. The coding region runs from base 1 to 642 and encodes 213 amino acids. The transcript has a single exon. The record is from RefSeq and is a predicted model, not a curated record.